AUGAACGGUCCGGCCAAUAGGGAGAUCAUCACUCUACAACUAGGCCGCUGUGGCAACAAUAUGGCACAUGAGUUCUGGCGGGAUCUUUGCGAAGAGCAUCUCAUCGAGUAUCGAGACGGCUCAGGUACGUAUACUGGGGAGGUCGAUGGGAUCAGGAGAGACCAUAUCUCGGUGUUCUUCAAUGAGGGCUCCAAGGGCCGAUACGUCCCUCGGACUGUACUGGUAGACUUGAACUUGUCCGACCUCCAACAAGUGAUCGGCAGCUCCGAUGGUUUGGGCUCCCUCUAUCGUCCUGAGGGGAUCAUAGCUAAUGAUGAGGGAUCUGGUAACUGCUACGCCCGAGCAUUCCAUACAGAGGGACCUGACUUAGCUGAGCAUGUUCUUGAGACGGUUCGCAAGGAGGCGGAGAGCUGCGACUGUCUUCAAGGUGUGCAGUUUGUCCAGUCUCUAUGUGGUGGAACGGGAGCUGGUCUAGGAGGCCUCUGUAUGAAGACCAUCUCGGACUUCCUCGACAGUGGAGUCGGCGUUAAAUGCAUCAUGCAAAGCUUCGCCACCGUCCCUUCUCCUGAUGUCGGCGAUAGAGUAUUGGAGUACUACAAUGCGGCUCUCGGUGUGCAGGAUCUGAUGGACUACUGUCAUCAGGCAUUCCUCUUCGACAACAUGGCUUUAUCGGCUAUUUGCCAGAAGACCCUCAAUAUGGAGGUCCCGAGGUUCUCUAAUAUGAACAACAUAGUCGCCCUUGCGAUGAGCGGCAUAACGAGUUCCCUCCGAUUCCCUGGUACUCUUGACGCAGACCUCCGUAAGAUGCAUACCAAUCUCGUGCCCUUCAAGAACGCCCAUUUCCUCAUGACUGGCUUCGCGCCGCUGACGGCAUUUUCUUGCACCGAAUACAGGAAGGUGUCGAUACUCGAUUUGAUGCAGCAGAUGAUGAGCAAGGACAAUGCGACUCUGUCCUGUGAUCCCCUCAACCCUGGGGAUCCUCGUAACGGCAUACCCCGCUCGCGUUUCCUGGCCUCUUUUGCCGCCUUCCGUGGGGAGUGCCCCUCAGGAGAGGUCGACGAGAUCUGUCAUGCUCUCCAAAGAGAUGGAUCACGGUACACCGCGAUAUGGGAUAUAUUCUUCCCGGAUUGGAUCCCCAACUCUAUAUCGGCCUCUAUCUGUACUGUGGGGCACUGUGAGGCUGGGGACUCCGCUACGAUGGUAUCCAAUAACACAUCUAUGUAUGAGGUUAUGGAUCGGUUGGGAGCCUGCUGGGAUAGCAUGUAUAAGGCCAAGUCUCAUUUGUAUGUGUAUCAGCAAGACGGGUUGUCGACAGACGACAUGUUAGAGUCGAGGAAUGUCUUGCAGUACAUAUCAGACCAGUACUGCGAGUUCGCGAAUUACGAAGACAAGUUUUUUGGGGAGCGCGGAAGUCACAGUAUCAACCAACAAGCGAUCAAAUCCGAUGAACAUCAGCAGAUCAUGGAAGAGUUGGUCUCCCUCACUGAGACCUACAUCCGCACUGAGACACGUGCAUGA
Perkinsus marinus ATCC 50983 is the source of this 1518-nucleotide messenger RNA. Its product is annotated as beta-tubulin, putative. The transcript is spliced from 14 exons. Gene Ontology annotation, molecular function: structural constituent of cytoskeleton; GTPase activity; GTP binding. NCBI's taxonomy places the organism in Eukaryota, Perkinsozoa, Perkinsida, Perkinsidae. The record is from RefSeq and is a predicted model, not a curated record. Gene Ontology annotation, cellular component: cytoplasm; microtubule. Gene Ontology annotation, biological process: mitotic cell cycle; microtubule cytoskeleton organization. Bases 1 to 1518 code for a protein of 505 amino acids.